This is a messenger RNA of Pseudopipra pipra, 2071 nucleotides long. RefSeq lists its product as uncharacterized. The transcript is spliced from 2 exons. The coding region runs from base 1028 to 2050 and encodes 340 amino acids. The record is from RefSeq and is a predicted model, not a curated record. Lineage: Eukaryota; Metazoa; Chordata; Aves; Passeriformes; Pipridae.
CAAAGCUUCCGUUUAGCCCCAUUAACUGGUUUUCUGCGGUUUAGAAAUGGUCCUCCCCAAUUUAGUGCCCUCAUCGAGACUCUCCUUAAGCACAGCGCUGCUCUCGCGCUCUCUUUUCUCCUCCCCCUUCCCCCUGCCGUGGGAUCGAUUUCAAAGUUGGGGCACAAAAUGUGAAGAUCACAGUUUGGGAGAAGAAGAAUUUCCUGGAAACAGCAAUGGGAGAAGAAAACAAACCCUGAGAGUGACAAUAUUUAGACAAAAGCAUACAAAGGGGAGAGUGAUUCCCGUGCAAAAAUGCUCGCUGCCGACCCAGGGGUUCACUGAACACUACUGGAUGUCUUCCCCCGCCUUUUCGACCAGAAGCCAUGUCCUUCUUCUCGGAAGUCAGCGAGUCGCUUGCCACCACCACUGGCAACGAUGCCAGGGGGUACCAAAUUACGUUAGGCUAUGGCCAUGUCUCCCCAGCCGCACCACUGCAGGGCUAAUGGAAAAAAAACUAAGCCUUUCACGGCAGGAAGCAGGACGCUUGCGUGCAUACAAGAAAGGGAUUCAAAGACAAAAAGGGGAGACAUAGUCCAGUUUGAAAUUUCAGAGGAUAGCUUUUCUUUCCUCUGAGCAGACAAAAGCUACUGCAGGUCUAAGACCUCUCUUUCUUUGAGUUCUUCUAUCUGGUGAAGCUCUAAGGAUGAAGGCCUCUAAGGUUUUUCUAAAGUUUCUCGUCUCUGCCGUGGAAGGCCUGCACCGGCAGCAGGGUGUGGGGUGAGCUGUGGGGGCUUUGUGACUCAGGGCUGCCUUGUGCCCGGAGACCACUGUGACACGGCGGCCAGCCCCCCUGGCCGUGGGGGGAUGGUGGGAGCCCUGGGGUGCCCAGUGCCAGGAGAGCAGCUCCCGCAGGAGGCAGCAUCUCCCCUGGGUGCUUUGGCACAUCUCUGCCAGAGAAUGCCAAAGACAGAGAUGGAGAACCUUGCCGAGAAUGCAAAUUCUCAGCUCCGCGAGGAGAACUCGGAGGCAGGGUGCCAAGUGAGGGAUGGGGCAGGAGGGAGAGGCUGCCGGUGGGACAGGGCUGGCACAGGGCUUGCUGGCAUUGGGGGACACCGUGCCAAGGCAGCUGCCUCCAUGCCAUACCACCUCCUGCGUUUCCUUCCCGCAGGCGGGCAACACCCAGCCCCAUGCGGCGCCCCUGGAGAGCCUGGGCCGGGCCUCGGGCCUCCACGGCGACAGCCUGCCAGCGCUCCCCGGCCAACAGAGCUUGAAGGGCACCGGCAGCCACCCAGCCAUUGUGCCAAGCAAGACGGAGCCUGCGCAGGGGCUGGGGACCAGCCGCCAGGCCCGCCCCAAGCUCAGGGCUUCCUGGAGCAAAGCCACCCUGCCAAGGCAGCAGCACUGCCUGGAGGAGGAGGAGCUCCCAGAGCAGACGGGCCACGACCAUCUGGCCUCCCUGCCAUGGCUUGAUGGCAGAGCCGGGCAGGCAAACCCAGAGCUGACAGGCCUGGAGGGACUGGAGGCCAUCUCCAGCCAGCAGAAGGUGCUGGAGUGGCUCGAAGCCUAUUUCGACGCCAGCACUACCUACGCACUGCCUGCUCUGCCCUGGCAAGAGCCCUGGGCGCCGGCGCUGCAGGCAGGAGCUUGCCUCUUGCCCGAACAGCCCCUUGGCCACACGUCUCCUCCUGCCACGGCUGCUCACGGCCCGGCGCGACGCCAGCCACGCUCCCUGUUGGCCAGGCUGCUCGGGGCUGCACGCAGGCUGUUCCUUGGCAGCCGUGUCCCACCAGAGCGGGAGCAGCAGCACCGGGCUCACAGUGCCAGGCAGGUGCCUGGAGGUGACCCUGCUGAGCCUCAGCGGCGGCCGAGAGCGCGGCACAGGGAGGCACCCCGGCCGUGGCUGCGGGGACGGCGCCUCAGCCAUUGGGCUGCCCCAGGUGCACCCUGCCCAACUGGGCUCACCCGCUCAUUCCUGGGACCAGCCUAUGAGGCCCCGAAAGACACCUUAGGGCUUCCGCUGCUUCACAGCUUGAGCACAGUUUGCCCACAGUCAGUAGGCUAUAGAUAGAUUAGAUAGGUUAUAAGAUAG